Molecule: messenger RNA, 1844 nt
Organism: Populus nigra (black poplar)
Lineage: Eukaryota; Viridiplantae; Streptophyta; Magnoliopsida; Malpighiales; Salicaceae
Exons: 10
Coding region: 255-1637 (460 amino acids)
Molecular function (GO): protein binding
Source: RefSeq, a predicted model, not a curated record
AAUCGAUUAUAAGAGAAGAUGGUUUUGCCGACAAAUAAUAUAAUUAAUUUCGAUAACCCAAUCUUCUUAUUUCUCUCAGAUCCCAUCAUUCCAUGAACCACCAGCACAUUAUUAAAUUAAAGUAGAGAAUGUGCCCCCACCAUAUAUAAUAAUUUAUCAAUUUCCCUUGCAGAGAAUUUCGUCUCCUCUCGACAAUUUGCUCUCUCUGAAUUGUUACUUACUGUGUGCACGUUACAUAUAUGCAUAAAUAGCACAUGUCCUACUUCCAGCGGUUGGGAGAUAUGAAUUACAUGGCGGAAGAGGCAGAAAUGGUCGAUUUCGUCGAUGAAAUGGAUGGAGGAGCCGCCGCCGGUGUGGAAGAUGUUGAAGCCAAUGAAUACGACUUGGUAGAAUUUACAAAAUUAAUUAAUCUGGAAUUCUUGGUAAAAAAUGAGCAGCUUACCAAGGCUACGGAUACAUCUUCUGGGCAGGCCAGGAAUGGGCAAGACAUACAGGGUAUUCCCUGGGAAAGAUUGAAUAUAACCAGGGAAAAGUACAGAUUGACCAGGCUUGAGCAGUACAAGAAUUAUGAGAACAUUCCGUUAUCCGGCGAAGCUGUCGAUAAGGAGUGCAAACAAAUGGAGAAGGGAGGCUGCUACUAUGAAUUCUUCCAUAAUACUAGAUCGGUUAAGCCCACUAUACUUCAUUUUCAGCUCAGGAACUUGGUUUGGGCCACUUCGAAACAUGAUGUAUAUCUGGUGUCGAAUUAUUCAGUCAUGCACUGGUCAUCCAUAUCUGGCAAUUUGUCCGAGGUCAUCAAUUUUGCAGGACAUGUAGCACCGUCUGAGAAACAUGCUGGAAGUUUGUUAGAAGGUUUCACCCAAACUCAAAUUAGCACUAUAGCAGUCAAAGAUAAUUUUCUUGUUGCUGGAGGCUUCCAAGGAGAGCUUACUUGCAAACGUUUGGAUAAGCAAGGAGUUAGCUUUUGUACCCGCACGACAUACGAUGAUAAUGCCAUCACGAAUGCUAUUGAGAUAUAUGAUGGCAUGAGGGGUGGAAUCAAAUUCAUGGCAUCCAACAAUGAUUGUGGUCUUAGAGAAUAUGACUUGGAGACGUUUCAGCUUUUGAAUCACUUCCGUUUCCCUUGGCCGGUGAAUCACACAUCAAUGAGUCCAGACCGUAGGCUAAUGACAGUUGUCGGAGAUAACUUGGAUGGAUUGCUGGUGGAUUCACAGAGUGGGAAGACUGUAUCAACUGUAGAAGGACAUUCCGAUUAUUCUUUUGCAUCAGCAUGGCACCCAGAUGGACGUGUUUUUGCCACAGGGAAUCAGGAUAAGACUUGCCGGGUGUGGGAUAUAAGAAAGUUGUCAUCGCCUACUGUGAUACUCAAGGGAAACUUGGGUGCGGUUCGUUCAAUUCGUUUCUCAUCAGAUGGCCAAUUCAUGUUCGUAGCUGAACCUGCAGAUUUUGUGCAUGUUUAUAGCACACGAGAUGACUACAGAAAGCGGCAAGAGAUUGAUUUCUUUGGUGAGAUUUCAGGAGUAGCUCUCAGCCCAGAUGAUGAAUCUUUGUCUAUCGGAAUCUGGGACCGGACUUAUGCGAGCUUGCUACAGUAUAACAAAAGACAUAAAUAUGGGUAUCUCGAUUCCUACUUGUGAAUGUGUGUCAAAGCAUCUUCUUCACUAGCUUGCUGCUCAAUCUUGUAUCCACCAUUUUGUGUUGUAUUCAUUAGGUCUGAUUGAAAUCAAAGAUGAGGAUAGAAUAAGACACUCCUCGUUAGAACUUUGCUUAGAGAGCAUGUACAGUAACAUUUUGAUCAUUACAUGAAAUGAAAGACGUCUUCGUCAACUCCAUUUUUCUUUCAA